AUGUUUGAUGAUUGGGCUAACGCGGUUUUGUACCAACUUGAAGCGCUCCGUUUGCCUUGCCUCUUUCCGUAUCCCUGCCGCUCAACCACCUUCGUAGGCAAAAUACAGUCUCACGCCGGCGCAAGAACGACAAACGCCGAUAGUAAUGAACUCAACAAGAGAUUAAACACGGUUAUUGGGAGUACCAUUUCGAAUUGGGGAGUCGAAUGCACCAGAUUCGAGGUUCAAACCUUCAAACCCGCCAACAGAGAAGUCGAGCGUCAACUUGAACUCCAAAUGGAGGCAGAACGAAAUCGUCGGAAGCAACUUCUGGACACCCAAGCCCAAAUCAAUGUUGCCGAGGGCCAAAAACAACGGGUCAUCUUGGAAAGCGAGGGUCAUCUGGAAGCCAAGUCAAACGAAGCGGAUGCACACUUCAAGACAGUAGUCAGGGAAGCCGAGGCACGGCAACAGCAAGCCCUUAUGGAGUCCUCCGUGAUCGCCCAGCAGGUCGAGAAUAUCGCGCGCUCGAUCGCCGCGAAUAAAGACGAUGUCCGGCCAGAAGAGCGUCAACGUGCUUUGGCGACUUUGGUUGACCUGAAACGCCUGGAACAGCUCAGAGCUAUUUCCCAAAGCAAGAGCAACUCGACCUAUUUCUUUGGCGACAAGUCAGCGCUGGGCGUGUCGAGCGAUGCUUUCAAUGUCGAUUAUGCGCAACACGUGAAAGCGAGCUUUGAAAACCGACGGAGUCGGGUCGAAGGGGCGUUGUAA
Laccaria bicolor S238N-H82 is the source of this 750-nucleotide messenger RNA. RefSeq lists its product as uncharacterized. The record is from RefSeq and is a predicted model, not a curated record. Bases 1 to 750 code for a protein of 249 amino acids. The transcript is spliced from 5 exons. NCBI's taxonomy places the organism in Eukaryota, Fungi, Basidiomycota, Agaricomycetes, Agaricales, Hydnangiaceae.